AUGGAAGAACGGACUGUGCUACGCAAGGACCAGCUCGAGAUUAGCUUGCAUAAUGAGAAGAAGCUGAUUCAAGAGGGUGCCAUCAAAGAUGAUAACCCGCUGGACGAAAGCCAGCCAUUCCAGGACCUCUGCAGCGCCUGCCGAAUGGGCGACUUGAAAGUGUGCCAGGAGAGAAUUACAGAAGGUGUCAAUGUCAAUGCCCGCGAUCGGUAUGACUACACGCCUUUGAUUUUGGUGGGUGCUGGGCAUCACGACAAACACGCUCUCUGGACUGACGUUAACCGAGGUGUUCCCAUCGUACAGGCAAGCUUGUGUGGGCAUUAUGAAGUUGCACGGCUAUUACUGGAGUCUGGAGCACUUUGCGAACGAGAUACAUUUCAAGGUGAAAGAUGUCUAUAUAAUGCCCUAAACGACCGUAUCCGCAACCUCCUCCUCGAAUAUGACUACUCCAAGUCGACCGACCCACUACAGCCCCUUGCGGCGCAUAUAGCCUCACUUCUCACUCGAGAAUCUCCCGUGACCGCAGAUAUUGUCGUGAGCGCCGCCGAGGAGUCAAUUCACCUGCACAAGUUCAUUCUCGCCGCGCGAUCCCCUUAUUUCCGCGGUAAGCUAUCUGCCGCACCGGAGUCGAAAACAUGGAAGCUCCCGAGCCACAUUCCACCCCAGGCAUUUGGCGCGGCAAUCCGUUACCUUUACUUGGGCGAAGCUCCUCGGGAGCUACGCGGCCUCCCUGACACUGGAUUCACCGAGUCAGAGGUCUUCGCAGGGAUCGAUAAAAUUGCCAAGUAUCUGGAAAUUCAAAGCUUGGUGGAUAGUAUUCUGGACAGCGGGGAUAGGAGACUUGCUCGCCAGAGAAGGACGACGGAGCUCGCCAAAGGUCGGGAGCAGCUGGAAGAGUGGUUCCGGGCGAACGUGCUUGGCAAUAGAAUCGUGGUCGAGACAUCAAAAGUGGACGAUGUCAAAUGGGAUCACGACAAUGGCGUUUUUGCGGACGUUUUCCUUCGCGCCGAUGAGCUUCCCGAAGAGGCUGAGGAGGGUGCUACAGCAGAUACGAACGGCGCACAGAAAUCCACAUUGUUCCCCUGUCACCGAGCGAUGCUGCUCCGGUCGGAAUUCUUCCAAACAAUGUUCACCUCUUCUUUCCGCGAGGCAUACGUGAAAGAACACCUGGACAUCAUCGACGUCGACUGCUCACCGGAAGUUCUGGAAAUCAUUCUCACAUUCCUCUAUACCGAGCGAGCUGAUUUCUCUCUAGAUGUCGCCGUGGACGUACUUUUCGCAGCCGACAUGCUUUUCAUCGAGAAACUGAAGACCAAGGCUGCCGUUGUCAUCAGCACCCUCGGUAGCGGAGGCAUGUCCCAAGCCGAAGCAGCGAAAACAAAGGAACUCGACGACGAAGACGACAUCGAUGUCUAUGCGAUCAUGCGAGCAGCCUGGUUAACCCGCGUCCAGCGACUUGAAGAAUUCGCCGCCCGAUACUUAGCCUACAGAUUAGAAGCACACAUCGACUCACCCGACUUUGCGGAACUCAUCGCCGAAUCAGCCGCGCGCAUCAAAGCACGUCAGGAGACUGAUUCAAUUGAGUUGCUUGAUGAUAUCCGGUUCUAUUUGAAUGAGCGAUUCCGUCUGCGAUUCGAUGACGCAGGUCUUGACGAGAUGUUGGACCAGAAGCCACCACCUGCGGAUGGUGAGGCUGAGGACAAGGCAGAGGAUGUUUCCGAUCUCGCUGGAGGCGUUGAGAAGUUGGAUGUUUCCAAGACGGUCGAACAGCCUGUUGGUGAUGGUCACCGAGAAAUUCGUACACUGGAUGGCGUCGUUGUCGAUGAUGAGUUUUCUGAGGAUGCGAUGAAUUACGAGAUUUUGAUGGAGAAGUUGGAUGCAUUGUUGGAGAAUCUCAAUCUUGAGGCUUAA
Penicillium argentinense is the source of this 1911-nucleotide messenger RNA. RefSeq names its product ankyrin repeat and BTB/POZ domain protein. The record is from RefSeq and is a predicted model, not a curated record. Gene Ontology annotation, molecular function: protein binding. Bases 1 to 1911 code for a protein of 636 amino acids. Lineage: Eukaryota; Fungi; Ascomycota; Eurotiomycetes; Eurotiales; Aspergillaceae. Gene Ontology annotation, cellular component: ubiquitin ligase complex; cytoplasm. The transcript has 2 exons.